AUGGUGUCCCUGGCACCCAAGAAUUUCUACGGAUCCAAACCUGAUGUGGAGGACGCUGACGAAUUCAUUGACGAAGUUGAGCAAUAUGUGAUUUCAGGGCAUGGAAAUCUCAGCAGCGAAGAAAUGGCGACAAAGCAGGAUAUCAUCGAACAGGACUUGAUCAGGGUCUUCAGACAUCACCUCGAAGGGCAAGCAAGGCGAUGGUACUAUACGACUCCAAAGGAACUCCGUCGGUCUUGGCCCAAUUUGAGGUCGUUCUUCCUUGCUACCUUUCCCUCUCGAGCACUCGAAAUGGAUGAAUACAAGAAGGGUUUGCGUCGUGAGUUUGGAAGUUUGGAGCAGCUCCCGAAUGAAUCCGUUUCGGACUACGUGUACCGGUGGGAAGUGCUGGCAAAACAAAUACAAUGCUUGAAAGCAGGUGACAGUGAUCCUGAUUUCCUGAUAGGCCAAGCCUGCGCUGGUAUAAAGGACAUGGAGCUAUCGCAGCAUAUCUUGAGUAUUGCUGGAGGUUCAGAGGAAAUACCUUUCAGCCGUCUGAGAAGGUUUUCCAACCUCAUAGAGGCUAAGAAGGUCGACAUGGAAGGGCGUGGCAUACACCUGAAACUCAACAAGCCUCAAAAGCCUUCUAGGGUCUCGACUGUCGACUGUGCUUCCAGCUUGCGAGUGGUCGGAUCGAAUACAUUUGGAUAA
Molecule: messenger RNA, 690 nt
Organism: Aspergillus chevalieri
Lineage: Eukaryota; Fungi; Ascomycota; Eurotiomycetes; Eurotiales; Aspergillaceae
Exons: 1
Coding region: 1-690 (229 amino acids)
Source: RefSeq, a predicted model, not a curated record